Molecule: messenger RNA, 711 nt
Organism: Triticum turgidum subsp. durum (durum wheat)
Lineage: Eukaryota; Viridiplantae; Streptophyta; Magnoliopsida; Poales; Poaceae
Source: the annotation of a GenBank genome assembly
AUGGCAGGAGGAGGAGAAGGAGGCGAACUGCAGCUGUUGGGCGCGUGGUUAAGCCCCUGGGUGAUCCGCGUGAAGGUGGCGCUGCAGAUGAAGGGCCUCAGCUACGAGUACAUCGAGGAGAACCUGCAGCACAAGGGCGAGCUCCUGCUCAGCUCCAACCCUGUGCACAAGAAGGUCCCCGUGCUGAUCCACGCCGGCCGGCCGGUGUGCGAGUCGCUCGUCGUCCUCGAGUACGUCGACGAGGCCUGGGCCGGGGCCGGGACGCCCCUCCUCCCCGCCGACCCCUACGACCGCGCCGUCGCCCGCCUCUGGGCCACCUACGUCAACGACACGUUCUUCCCGUCGUGGAGGCCGCUGUUCAGGGCGACGACGGCGGAGCAGAGAGCGGAGGCGUUCGAAAACGUGCUGCCUCAGGUGGAGACGCUGGAGCGGGCUCUCACGGAGUGCUCCAAGGGGAAGGCCUUCUUCGGCGGCGACGCCGUCGGGAUCGUCGACCUCGCGCUCGGAAGCUUCGUGGUGUGGAUCCGGGCGGUGGACGAAUUGGGCGGCACCAACCUGCUGGACGAGGCCAGGGUCCCGGGCCUGGCGGCGUGGGCCGAGCGGUUCAUGGCCGUAGACGCCGUGGAGGAGGUGAUGCCCGAGGCCGGGAGGAUCAUGGAGCACUACAAAGGGUUUCUCGCGAAACUGGCUGCACCUGCUGGUUCUAGCUAA